This is a messenger RNA of Dermacentor albipictus, 1467 nucleotides long. The record is from RefSeq and is a predicted model, not a curated record. Lineage: Eukaryota; Metazoa; Arthropoda; Arachnida; Ixodida; Ixodidae.
GAAGAAAAGGUAAUUUCUUCAGGAACAACGCCUGCUGAUCCAGGAACACCUGAGGACACAACUGGAUCCGCACCAGUUAUUGGCCCACCUGCAGUACUCAGUACUACUCCAACCCCAACUACAACGCCUACGACAACUACGAAAGCAUUCUCUGUAGACGAGCUCGUGUGCACGGUGGGGGGAAAGGCCAUCUUCCCCGAAAUGAUCCCGACUGACGGGCUGUGCGACUACAUCUACUACACCAACGUCGCGGUCGUUCAUGGCAUCAUGCACGGCAUCGAAACCCAAGAAAGCUGGUCAAUGUUCAAGCUGGUAAUGAAGAACCGCACAAAGACUUCCGGUGGCAUCGGAUUCGAUAUCCGGUACUCAGCCCCGGAGAGUAUGAACGCAACGACCGAAAAGAACCUGCAAGAUCAUUCGAUGCACAACAACAUCAAGCACUACGGCGUGUUGAACGUGUUGCACACAUCAAAGAAAGUAAAGCGUCUAUACGACAAAGCGAAAGCGCUUCUCGCACAUUUGAAGGCUCUACAAGGGUCAACAAAUGCCAACAACUCGAAAACGUUAAUUGCUCUCGGCAUAUACAAUUAUCGCGGCGAUACCACGAUGGGCGUCCUCAGCGAUAUGUUCUACGAUGCUGUCACCAACCAGGUUGCGGACACGGUCAUCGUCUACUCCUCUGUGGGCUGGAUCGAGCGAGACAGCGAGUGCGUCAGCCACCCGCCAUCUGUGUUUCAAAGAAGCGACCUGACAGGGGCGGCUCUCGUAAAUGCUGACCGGGCACCUGAUAUGAAAAGCAUUACAACGCUCAUGACGAGAGACCAGCAAUUCCCCUCCAGCACCAAGGUGGGGCUAUCCUUCGAGCUGGGCACCCUCGUCUACACCGUAAAUUCCGCAAAAAAAGGUGUCGAGACAGAUUUGGUCAACGUUCCGUGCAAGAGCCUCUACGUCACCAACUUCGACGUCGUGCCUUGCCUGGCAAACACCCAGACCAACCGAGCCAAAAGAUAUGAAGGCGUCGAGGCGGCCCAAUCAACGUCCGAUAUAAGGCAGGUCAUCCUUUUCGAGAGCAACAAUACCAUCUUCUACAAGAUCAAAAAGUUGGCCGAGAAUUCCACCUUCCUGCGGCCGGGCAUGUCACUGCUGCUGCUCAACGCCCACCUCGGGGACUUCAGGAACCGCACGUCGAACCCGUGUGUCCAGUUCAACGAAAAAGACCGAGACGACCCGUUCUACCGAAUCAGAGUAAUUAAGACAUGGCUCGGGUUGAACUAAAGCCGAACCGAGGCAGCUUGGCGAAGAGUGGUCGUCGGACUGUGGAGUGCUGUGUGUGGCGCUAGUGACAAGCUCCUGCCUUGGCCUUCAACCUCGUGUUGUGCUGUCAUAAAGUGCGACACCCGACAGGAUGACUGCGUUUCCUCAUUAGUCGACCCUUUGCGUAUUUCAACAAUACUAACGUACCUCUUA